This is a messenger RNA of Dermatophagoides farinae (American house dust mite), 3304 nucleotides long. RefSeq lists its product as uncharacterized. NCBI's taxonomy places the organism in Eukaryota, Metazoa, Arthropoda, Arachnida, Sarcoptiformes, Pyroglyphidae. The record is from RefSeq and is a predicted model, not a curated record. Gene Ontology annotation, molecular function: SH3 domain binding.
UACUGCUAUUACCUGCUCGAACCUUUGUGGUAGUAGCAUAUAGAAUCAAAUGAAUUUUAAUAAUAGAAUGGGAUUUGGGCAAUAUGAUUUCUAAUGGCUCGCUUUACUGAAUGAAAAAAAAAGAAAUGGUCCAUUGGUUCAUGGUUUAACUUUGUUGUUGUACCGACUAACCAACCAGCUAAGUUGACUUGACCUCAUCGCGCUUUGUUUGUGUAUGUUGGUGUUGUACAGUUCAAACAAUCAGAAUUAAUAUGUCUUUGUGUGUGUGUGUAUAAUAGAUCCAUUCCGCGUUAUAUGCAGAAUAAUGAAACUGGAAUUCCGGAACCAUCUAACUUUGAUCCCUCUCAACACUGUGUGUGUGUGCUAGUGAUAGGAUCGAUUGUUUAGAUUCUUUUCGAAUCGAUUUCGUGACCGCCACCACCUCGAUUUCAUUUUUAUAUUUAUUUGGCCAAUUGAAGUUUUGCCUAUACCGAGUGCUUUUUGUGUUUGUGAUCUGCUAUUACCAUUUUGUCCGUCAUUCACUCAGUAUUUGACAUCAUUUGGCUGGUAUAUAUUUGGGUAAAAUGUAUUAUACAUCGGGGACAGCGCCCAACGCGCGCGCCAGAUAUUCAACGAAUUCAUCAUUCAUUGUCGUCGCCUUUGCCACCACUACCACUAUGAACUUUUCAUUAUUCUGCCUACUUCUACAAUAAUUUGUGGUUUGGAAUAAAAAUUGAAUGAAAUUCUCAACUGCUAUCAACUUGUGCUCUUUUAAGUCCUCUGUUUUUUUUCGUGAAAAUUCUGCUUCUUCACUCAAUACUUAAAGAUUCAGGAAGAAUUGUUUUUAUAUUGAAAAAAAGUAGAAGUGCCAUCAAAAAAUUAUAUGUGCAUUGAAAUUCUAGAUCUUUAUGUUGACAUUCAUUCAUUGUUUUGUUCAUUUUUCACUAGUAAAAAAAGAGUUCUUUGACAGUAUUUUCCUCUGAUUCUCAUGCUUACUCGUCCUGUUAUAUACACACACACAUAGCGUCUAUAUAAACUUUAAAUUGAACUUUUUAUAAUCGAAAUAAAAUCCACAACCACUCGAUUAUCAGUCAAAAAAGAUUUUAAUUUUCGAGUGAGAAAGAGAAAGGAAAGAGUAUUCACAAGCUUCAAAAAAAAAAAUCCUUUCAUGCCUCAUAUAUACUCACAAACGAAUCGUGUGUGGCGUUUCUGAUCUCUGCAAGUCAUCAUCAAUAUAUAUACAUCGUCAUCAACAGCAACAACCAGCAAAAAUAAUGAUUGCCAAUCAAUGUAGAAAUAAAACCUAACAGGUUGACACAUAGGUUUAAUAAUCAUCAAUAAAAAAGAAAUUCUUUGCGAUAAUUUAGGAAUUAGGAUUUUUAGUUAAAUUCCAGAUUUAUUUACAACAAAACAACAUCAAACCAUAAUUACCCACAAUUCAUAAAUUGUUAAAUUGUCAAUGAGCGGAAAAAAUUUCAACCGAAAAUGAGCAAUACGGAAACAUCGAUUACUUCAGCUCGUGCUUCGGUUAUGAUUUAUGAUGAUACAAAUAAAAAAUGGUUACCAAGUGGCACAUCCAGUGGCCUUUCUCGCGUUCAUAUUUAUCAUAAUAUACAGAAUAAUUCGUUCAGAGUCGUAGGAAGAAAAAUUCAAGAUCACGAGGUUGUCAUCAAUUGUGCUAUAUUGAAAAAUUUAAAAUAUAAUCAAGCAACUCCCAUAUUUCAUCAAUGGCGUGAAAAUCGUCAGGUUUAUGGCCUAAAUUUCAGCAGUAAAGAUGAGGCCGAUGCAUUUGCUCAUACGAUGAUGAAAGUGAUUGAUCUAUUGAAUCAAAAUACCUAUGGUACGACCAAAUCACAACAACCCUUGUAUGGUCAUAUUGGUCCACCCGAAGAAUAUGGUGAAUUACGACCACAGCAGCAACCACCGCCGCAACAACAACCACCAAUCACACAACCGCAACAACAAAACGGUUGGCAUUCAAAUCAUAUCAACAACAACAAUAGUAAUAACCAAACAUUGGAUCAUCAUGUAGUUGCAGCUACUACCAUACAUCAUCAGACUAUGAUUCAUUCUCAACAUCCUAUAAUGACGGUCAGUGGUGUUGAUGCUCAUAAUCAUCAUGCUGCACCAAUCAUGACACAACAUCAAUCGAUGACUAAUAUCUCGCAACAACCACCGCAGCCCACCUAUAUGAGCAGUGGUCAUCUGAUUCAUCGAAAUUCAAUUCCUACCACGGGAACAAUUGCUCAAGUAGUCCAGCAACAACAUCAAUCGAUGUCUCAAAUGCCCCCACAAUCGAUACCACCACCACCACCUCCUCCACCAUCAUCCACUAUGACAUCGUCAUCAAAUUUACAACCUGCCGCUAAUAAUGUUAUAGUAAUGAAUGGUGGCAACAUUAUCAAUGGCCAAAAUGGAACAACAACGGUUGUGGCCCCACCACCGCCACCACCACCACCUCCUCCACCUUCUAUGGGCGGGGGCAGUGUUUCAAACACCAAUGGAUCUCGAUUACCACCAACAAACGCUGCUGGAACUCAAGUGAUGAAUUCGAUUGCCACCGGUUCAAUGAAUCUUGCGGCAGCCAUCGCCAAUGCUAAAUUAAAACGAACAACAUCUAUUAAAGAAGACGGUAGCAAUAGCGGUGGUGACAAUUCAUCUACUUCGUCAUCAUCAUCAUCGAGUGUUGUAGCCGCUCGUAAUGCUGCACCUGGUAAUUUAAUGGAUGAAAUGGCCAAAACAUUAGCUAGGAGGAGAGCUCAAGCUGAAAGUAAUAGCCAACCACAGAAUCCUCAGGAUGGCAGCAACAAUGAUCGUUUCAAUAACAAAGAUGGAAAUAAAACAUCCAUGGUCAAUGGUUGCAGUCCAUCGAAAGAUGAUUCAAAAGAUUAUCACAAUAGACGAACCGGCAUAUCCAACAAUGAUGAUCAAACAAAAAUUAAUGGCAUCAGUGAUAACGAUAUGGAUCGUUUACGCAUGGAAAUUAUGAAUGAUAUACGUAAAGAAUUGCAAAAGAUUAAAUUGGACAUUAUUGAUGCAUUGAAAAUUGAGCUCAACCGGCGAUGAUUUUUUAUAAUGAAAGUUUCUUUGAAUAAUUUCAUAAAUGUCAAAACUUAUUCGAUUUGCAUACACAGUCACAUUCUUCUUGAUUCAUUGAAUUUUUUUUUCAUUCCUCAUCUGGCCAAUUUAUUUAUUUAAAAUGAAGAUGAAUUUCAAUAAUCGAUAAAGAACUGAAAAUCUUAUACAAAUAAAAAGGACAAAAUGUCAAGUGCCACCAUAUACAUCAACACACAAACACACACACUAAUUAAUUAUUCGAUAAAAA